UUUUUUUUCAUUGUCAAACUCGUUACAUCAGUAGCACGGGGUCGCUCCUCUGGUACUUAAAUUAAUUUCGGUUAAAAGGACGCCGUUUAAUCAGGAAUUCCUCGCUGUGUCACUUAAUUAAAGCCGAAACCGACCCCCCCUUUUCUUUCUCCGCCUUGGUUGGGGGUCGGGACGGAGUGAAGCGUCCAGCCGAUAGGUUGUGUUAAUCAGGUCAAAAACCUUCAAAACGAGCGCGUGCCUGCAACAGCGAAAACAAGAUGGUGACUCUGACUGCAGCUGUCAGACCGCUGGUGCCUCACCUUCGCCGACAGCUUGUUAGACACGGGCAGAGUCACCGGAUAACGCCCGUACGGAGAUGCAACCUGACUGCGUGCUCCAGCAAAUAUGUGCUGUCUCCAAUGCAUCCCAUGUGGCAGGGACCCCUUGCGGUACCAGGAGGAGACCGCCAGUCCCCUAUCGACAUCGUGGUGAGGAAGAGCAUCUUUGACGGCGAGCUGAAGCCCCUGGUCACCAGUUAUGACCCGCACACCUGCCAGCAAAUCUGGAAUAACGGUUAUUCCUUCCUGGUGGAGUACGACGACACGACCGACAAGUCCACUCUGAAAGGAGGCCCCCUGAAAGACAAGUUCAGGCUCUGUCAGUUCCACUUCCACUGGGGGGAGACCAAUGCUUGGGGGUCGGAGCACACGCUGGACCGGAAGCUUUUCCCGGCAGAGCUGCAUCUGGUCCACUGGAACUCGGACAAGUACAGUCUGUUUGAGGAGGCAGUGAUGGAAGAUAACGGCCUGGCUGUUAUCGGAGUUUUCCUGAAGGUGGGGAAGAGACACGAGGGGCUGCAGAAGCUGGUGGACGCACUGCCUGCUAUCAGACACAAGGACAGUGUGGUGGAGUUUAACCGGUUCGACCCCGCCUGCCUGUUACCCACAAACACCGACAACUACUGGACUUACCACGGCUCCCUGACCACGCCCCCUCUGACGGAGUCUGUCACCUGGAUCAUCAUGAGGCAGCACAUUGAAGUCAGCCAUGACCAGCUGGCAGUCUUCCGGAGCCUCCUGUUCACCUCCGCCGAGGAGGAGGUCCAGAGGUCCAUGGUGAACAACUUCCGUGUGCAGCAGCCUCUGCGGGGCCGCACCGUGCGCUCCUCCUUCAUUCCCUUCCUGCAGGAGGCGCCGGCGGAGCACGACGAGCCGAUGCCCUGAUGCGGGUCACAGUAACGAACCCCCAUCGCACAAACCCCGCCCACUCAAACUGAAACUCUGACUCUGUUCACACCGAUGAAGGGACGUCUGCUGUGAGAGGCAGACCAAAUACUGUCAGCGCUCAUCCUCGGUCGCGUCAGGUUCUACCUGCCGAGCUGCAGGAAAAUCACAGCGCCCCCUGGUGGUGCUUUUAUCCUCAGAAGCUGUUCGUUUUUACACGACUUUAGCAAACUGCUGUGUUCGGAAAAUGCAAUGUAAAUCUCUGAUUCCAGAAAGUUGUGGUCGUCUGUUACAGAGAGCUUAAUUGUAGAUACUACGUUUAGUGAGUUUUAACUGAUUUUCUUUUUUAAUAUGCACAAACAAAAUACACGGAUGCACCUCGGAAAUAAACCCAAGUGCCUUCAGUGUAUGGGAGAUUCCCCUUCAGCUAAGGAAGGGUCCAAUCACACAGCCUCACCCUUUCAGUGGUCCUUCAUUCAUUUUAGUCAUUCUUCAAACACUGUUUUGAUUCUGCAGAUGAGGAAUUUUGUAGCUAAGAACAUGCGUUGCCUUAUCUCAGUGUUUUUGGUUCUACUUAGGCCCAGACGCUGCGCUAAGCGCAAAGCGUGCGGCACUGUUAGCGAGAUGAGGGCAGAUGUGCAGAUAAGAGACGCCGCGGGCGGUCCAGUCAUGUCUGGCAGCGCUAAAAACUCACGGUUGGCUUGUAAAUCUCUCGGAAACAACGGUGCAGACACAAUGCUCGCUCUUCUUCCUUACGCCGAAGGCCUUACUAGCAGCGUGAGGGUCAAACUCAUCCUGAACGCCACAGAAACGUCAGUGAAAGAGGCCACAGGGAGGUGAAGAGGUUUUAUUUUAGGUUCUAACAAGGAAAGGAAAGAAUUGCUCUGCCUUCAUCCUCACACAUUUGUUACUCGUCUUCAUCGGCUCAUCUAAAGCCAUUUCAUGCCUUUCAUUCUGUCGAAACGCAGCUAACUUCAGGAAUGAAGCCCUCGGCCUCGUGGAGCUUGCUCCCAUGUUUUAGCAGAUGGAUGUUGUGUAUCCUACAAACUGUUUGUUCAGUCUGUAGCCAACAUUCCUGCCCUGUGGGGUCCCGCCGGGCCCCUCUCUCCUCCCAGCAUUCCUUGCUCCACCUGGAUUGGCUUCAAGACCUCCAUCCAUCCAUUCGGCCAAUGAGCAUUCUGCUUCCCGUGACCCUCCCGCUUCCCACGGGGGGGUGCUGCAAACCACCCAUCUGUGAUGUAAAUAUGACUUUUAAAGAAACGUGACUUUAUUGACUCAUUUAUAUCAAUAAACAUGUGUGGAGUCAAAGCAGA
Oryzias latipes (Japanese medaka) is the source of this 2515-nucleotide messenger RNA. It is a transcript of the gene ca5a, whose product is annotated as carbonic anhydrase Va. Gene Ontology annotation, cellular component: cytoplasm; mitochondrion. NCBI's taxonomy places the organism in Eukaryota, Metazoa, Chordata, Actinopteri, Beloniformes, Adrianichthyidae. Gene Ontology annotation, molecular function: carbonate dehydratase activity; zinc ion binding. The record is from RefSeq and is a predicted model, not a curated record.